AUGGAGAAUAUCGACAUGAAAAGUCUGCUGAAUGAGCUAACAGAAGGGAGGGAGUUGGCAAAACAGCUGCAAAUUCAUCUUAACGUCUCGUCUUCUUCCCAUAAAACUCGUGAUGUUUUAAUCGACAAGAUUCUUAAUUCCUAUGAUCAAGCGUUGUCUAUGCUGAAAUAUGGUGGCAUGUCUGGGGAGACGCAACAGGGAGGGUUAAGGAUUGGAACCUUGGACUCUCCGAGGUCCCUCAGUGGCAGUCCUCGUAGCGAUGGUUCUGAUCACGAGUUUAAGGAUCACGACAACAAAGAGGGUUCUAAGAAAAGAAAGGCAAUGCCUAGGUGGACCCAGAAAGUUCAAGUAGAUCCAGGGACCGGAGUAGAAGGACAAGGUGAUGGCUACAGUUGGAGGAAGUACGGACAGAAAUACAUCCUAGGAGCCAAUAAUCCGAGAGGCUAUUAUAGAUGCACGCAUCGACACUCCCAGGGCUGUUUGGCUACGAAACAAGUUCAAAGAUCCGACCAGGACCCAACAAUUUUGGAAGUAGCAUACAAAGGUAUGCACACUUGCAGCCAAGGGGCAAAUACAAGUCCAAAAACAGCAAUAGAUCAAGAACCAAACAUGGCAGAAAAUCCUCUGCAAAACCAGGCACAACUCUUGGAUUUCCAAACUAAAGAUUUAGACACUAAACUUGAAACAUUUCAGCCACUUAACACCAACCCUUCUCCAUCAUCAUCAAGAAUUAAUCCUCAAGACGAUGUUUUUUCAGCUGCAAUGAUGGAAACUAACAUUUAUUCCCCCUCGAUUAUGUCAUCCGAGCCUAGCUAUUUCUCGUAUUUGCCUUUUCUUAUGGAGGGGGAUCAUGGAAGUAGCUCCAAUGUGCAAACCUCAGAAUCCAAUGCCAAAAAUAUUGGUAUAGACUUCCCAUUUGGUCAGCUGGAUCUUGACUCAAACUUUCCCUUUGAUAAUCCUAAAUAUUUUCCAUAA
Molecule: messenger RNA, 975 nt
Organism: Fraxinus pennsylvanica
Lineage: Eukaryota; Viridiplantae; Streptophyta; Magnoliopsida; Lamiales; Oleaceae
Source: the annotation of a GenBank genome assembly